Cheilinus undulatus (humphead wrasse) is the source of this 2914-nucleotide messenger RNA. RefSeq names its product BCL3 transcription coactivator (gene bcl3). NCBI's taxonomy places the organism in Eukaryota, Metazoa, Chordata, Actinopteri, Labriformes, Labridae. The transcript has 9 exons. The coding region runs from base 383 to 1891 and encodes 502 amino acids. Gene Ontology annotation, molecular function: protein binding. The record is from RefSeq and is a predicted model, not a curated record.
CCGUGCUUUCUUUUUUUUUCUCUGUCUCGCGCUCAGUCUAAUUUGUUUCGGUUUUAAAGGGAAAGUACCGUCUAUUUAAAAGCAGAUGAACGCUGCCGCUGCUCUGCACUGUACCUGCUUUUAGGUGCGCUAUGAUAUGUACUUUUAUCACUUCUGUUUUCUUUUAUUUCAAAAUAGAGCGCCACUCCUUGUCAUGGAGUUUAUCUGAAAUACUCCAGUGACACAAACGGAAACUUACUCAUGAUUUGAAUGCUGCCGGUUAGGUUUGAUGAGGAUGGGAAUUUCGCACAGCUGGUCACUGUGGAUAGAGUGUCACUGAAGGACGAGAGGUUUUCCCACACCUGAGAGUCCAUCAGACCCCAGAGCUCCUCACCCCCGGUUGAUGCCGAGGAUCAUGACUAUGAACGGUGACCACCAGUCGGUCGCCACAGCUCCGCUGGAUCUGCGCACCUCCAACCGAGAGCGUGGGACUACAGACUGCAAAGGUCGCGUCGGGGACGCCCGAGUGACCAGUGGCUCACCUGCGCCUCCUUCAUGCACGGGAAUGGACACGGGAAUGGCGUGUCAGCUGCCCCAGCUGACACGCUGCCCCACAGGCAGAGUUGCACAGGGUUCAAAAAACAGUCCAGACCGUAAGCGGCCAGCGGACGAUUCUUCCCUCAGGCUUCCUUUUAGGAAACGUCCGAUUCCCGUGGAGCUAGAGACUCAGAGCCAGUCACCGGCUCCUGCAGACCCCGAAGACCGUCUCUCCCCUGUGGUAGAGACGGACGUCACAUCCAGGAUCAGUCGUUUGGAAAGAGUCGAGGAUGACAGCAGGAUCGUUGCAGGACCAGUGAUUCCCAGACAGUUUGAAGAGACACGACAAAGUCACAAUGGAUAUCCCAUCUUUUUGCGUUACUUUGAAUACGGCAUCCCAAUGUACUGUUUACCCCCCAUCCCAGAGCCGAGCCAUACUGUGAUCCUCCAAACAGAAAACCUGCUGUCUGGCAUCGCUGUGGCUACACGACAAGAUGAAGAUGGAGACACAGCUCUUCACAUAGCUGUGGUGCAGGAAGAACAGGCCAUCGUCUGCAAACUGAUUCAACUCCUUCAGUUGGCACACAGAAGCCUAGAUAUCUACAACAACCUUCGCCAGACGCCCCUUCAUCUGGCGGUGAUAACCCAGCAGGCGAAGAUGGUAGAGGCUUUGUUGAGUGCAGGGGCCGACCCUACCACCUUGGACCGUAAUGGCCAAACAGCGCUCCACCUCUGCUGCGAGUAUGACCAGCAUGACUGUCUGUCUGUUGUGCUGUCUAGCUCCUUGUCAUCUGCAUGCCUGGAAAUCAGAAACUUUGAAGGUUUAAGCCCUCUACAUUUGGCUGUGCUGCGUGGACGUAAGGACUUGGCUGGCAUGCUUUUGGAUGCAGGAGCUGACAUCAAUGCCAUGGACAUUAAAAGCGGCCAGAGUCCUGUCAUGCACGCAGUGGAGAGCAAUAAUGCAGACAUGGUCCACUUCCUCAUUGAGAGAGGUUGUGAUGUCAACAGCCAGUCAUACAGUGGGAAUACGGCUCUGCACAGCGCCUGUGGCCGAGGUCAGGUGGACACGGUGCGGCUGCUGCUGAAGAGUGGAGCUGACAGCAGCCUCAAGAACUACCACAAUGACACUCCAGUGAUGGUGGCCAAGAACAAGAAAAUAUCAGAUGUGUUACGAGGAAGAGGCUCCGUCCACAUAAAAGUUCAAGAUCAGCAUUCUGUCUCUAACUCACCGUAUGCAAGCAGCUUGACAGAAAUUGGGUCCCCAUCUCCCAACCACAGUCGAGGAUGUUCACCGUCUACCACACCACAAUCCUCUCAUCAUAGCAACUCUCACUCCCCAAAGACUCCAUCUACACUUGUAUUUCCAUACUUUUAGCUCAAAGCUACUGUCAAAUGCAGCUUGCAACUACCUCCUCAGAGCUAACCAGCUCAGACUUCACUGCCAAAGAGAAUAUUGAUGAGAUGGUUCAACCAAUGGGAUGACAUCAGGAAAAAAACUGAAGCUGAAGUAAGAAAUCCCCACAUGACUUCUGUUCCUGGACGUUGAGACAAAAGGCAGAAAUAAGUGGUUUCCCUCUCACAGUGGAUUUGAAACAACUACUGUAAAGACAGAAAUGGUUAAACUGUGAACUUAAGGCUGCUGUAGACAUCAGCUGAGUCUCUCCCUAUCCACAUAUGCAGGAAGUGAAAUGUGCAAACACAUGCAAUCAAAGGCUACAUGUGGACCUUUGUUUAUACUGCACAGAGAUGUCAGAUAAAGAUGGACAAGGACAAAAGAAGAGAUAUUUUUAAAAGUAUUGUGGCAUUUAAAAUAUUAUGGAAGUAAGACCAGAAAUAGAAAUAGCUGUAAACUAUGGGGCAAUAUUGGAGGGAUUACAUGCAACACAGGCAAUUUUUUUUUACAGAUUUUGCCUACUUUAAAGCUCCUGUGAGGACCUGUUGGUUUGUAUUGAGUGUAUUAUUAUAUAUCAUUCUGUUUAUAUGUAAGUAGUAUUUUUUUAAAAAUCCUACUGUAUUUCAAUCAUCAAAUGACCUAUACGUUGAAAGGCUUUGUGGUAGAAUAUGUGACAAAAAAAAUCAGUUUCAGCAGCAUGCAACUUCUUGCUUUGUUUGACACCUUCCCUGCAAUGCUGCUGCAGACUUAAGGCAUUAACAAUAGAAAUGGUCACCGGUGGUUUUGUUUCUUUUGUGGAUUUCAUAGAGCUGAUUUCAGUCCUUGUCAUAACCAGUUAAAAAUUCCUCAUAGGAGCUUUAAGGAUGAAAGCAUAAAUUGACAUGCCUUACACUGCACAGUCAAAUGCCUUUUUUUGUGAAGUUUAAUGAUAUGUCAAGAGUAAUUACGCGAUGUUUUUGUAUUUUUCCACUGUCAAACGUUGUGAAUAUGUUUUAUAAAAAAAUA